Messenger RNA from Gadus morhua (Atlantic cod), 2405 nucleotides. It is a transcript of the gene xylb, whose product is annotated as xylulokinase homolog (H. influenzae). Bases 79 to 1674 code for a protein of 531 amino acids. Gene Ontology annotation, biological process: xylulose metabolic process; phosphorylation; D-xylose metabolic process. The record is from RefSeq and is a predicted model, not a curated record. Gene Ontology annotation, molecular function: D-xylulokinase activity. NCBI's taxonomy places the organism in Eukaryota, Metazoa, Chordata, Actinopteri, Gadiformes, Gadidae. The transcript has 19 exons. Gene Ontology annotation, cellular component: cytosol.
AAAUAUUUAACCCUUUUCUAGACAGUUCAGGACCCUGCUAGUGUGUCCAGCGUGUCUCUCAUAAACACACAGUCUGCCAUGGCUGCCCCAGAGGACUCGCUCUACCUGGGCUUUGACUUCAGCACGCAGCAGCUGAAGGUGAUGGCUAUAGAUGGCACUCUGACGGUGGUUCACCAGAGCAACGUGCAGUUUGACUCCGAACUGCCCGAGUUCAAAACUCAGGGAGGGGUUCAUAUCCAUGCUGACAGGUUAACUGUCACAUCCCCUGUGCUGAUGUGGAUACAGGCUUUGGACCUGUUAUUGGACAAGAUGAAGAAGGCCGGGUUUGACUUCUCGUUGGUCAAAGCCCUGUCUGGCAGUGGACAGCAACAUGGCAGUGUUUACUGGAGCACAGGGGCCGAUCACACCCUCAAACAUUUGGACCCGGAGAAGAGCCUAAGCCAACUGAUGCAGGAAAGCUUCGCCGUGGCAGACAGCCCGGUGUGGAUGGACUCCAGCACGUCGCCACAGUGCCAGUACCUCGAGUCAACACUUGGGGGCGCCACUACACUAGCGGACAUCACCGGUUCCAGGGCGUAUGAGAGGUUUACUGGGAGCCAGAUCGCCAAAAUCCAGCAGACCAGACCGGACCAGUACCAGAACACAGAGAGGAUCUCAUUGGUCAGUAGUUUUGCUGCCUCUCUAUUCCUGGGUGCCUACGCUGCAAUCGACUAUAGUGAUGGUUCAGGAAUGAAUCUUCUGGACAUCAAGACCCGAUGCUGGUCUGAGGUCUGCCUGGAGGCCACCGCCCCUGGUCUGGGGAAGCUCUUGGGAGCCCCUCAACCCUCUACUACAGUGCUGGGCUGCGUCUCUCCCUACUUUGUUGCCAGGCAUGGGUUCUCAGAGGACUGCAGAGUAGUGGCCUUCACUGGAGAUAACCCUGCCUCUUUUGCAGGGAUGGGGCUACGGGAAGGAGACGUGGCUCUGAGCCUGGGUACCAGUGAUACUGUGUUUUCAUGGAUCAGGGACCCCCGUCCUGCACUAGAAGGUCAUGUAUUCUGCAACCCGGUAGACUGGCAGUCAUACAUGGCUCUACUAUGCUUCAAGAAUGGCUCCCUUACCCGAGAGAGAGUUAGAAACGAGUGCGCUGAAGGAUCAUGGGAGGUUUUCUCCACCGCACUUCGGGAUACACCUAUCGGAAACCAUGGCAACAUAGGGUUCUAUUUUGAUGUCAUGGAGAUCACACCGUCUGCUGUGGGAGUACACCGAUUUGACUGCCACGACAACAGGGUGUCGGGUUUCAGUGCCCAGGUGCAGGUGAGAGCCUUGCUAGAAGGACAGUUUCUGUCAAAGAGGCUUCACGCGGAGCGACUCGGGUACAGAAUCAUUCCUGGAAGCAGAGUGUUGGCCACAGGAGGAGCCUCUUCUAACAAGGACAUUUUACAGGUGCUCUCAGAUGUGUUUGACGCCCCGGUUUACACUAAAGACGUGGCCAACUCUGCGUGUCUGGGAUCAGCCUACAGGGCUCUCCAUGGGCUUGAAUCUGUAGAGUCCGGGGUCCCCUUCUCUGAUGUGGUGAAGAACGCAAUGGAGCCCAAGCUGGCUGUGACUCCCAACCCGCGGGCAAAAGAGGUCUACAAUCAGAUGCUGAAGCGCUACGCUGAGCUGGAGGACAGAAUCCUACAGGAAAACUAGUAUUAGCUCUGUCAAUCACAUACGUCUUCCUAUAACACCUGAUUGGCGUCUAGGAUUUGUAAAGCAUCGUGUAAUUUUUGAGACUCAAGUUCUGGUGAUGAUUGUAGGAGUUGAUUUUAGGUCAGAGCUGAACUGAAAUCCCUACUGGGACCCACCCAUGCUCAGAAUGUAUAAUGAAUGCACUCACGGUAUUGUAAGACCCUUCUGUAAAAGCAUCCAUCAAAUGGUAUGUAUAGUCUUCUGAGUGAGUCAAAAUGUCAAAAGGUACAUGACCUUGAAACAUUGAAAUAUACCAGAGAGGUGAUUGGCCAUGGAGUAAGAGAAUCUGAAGAUGUAUUCCGUUUGUGAUUGGUUGAGUUGCUACAGGAACAGACACUAGUGACUGAAUUACAAUUGCUUGUUUCUUUAGAUUAACUUUUGUGUUUCUUUCCUAUUAAUUAGUGGUAGCUUUUGAUAUUCUUCUAUUUUUCUUAUUUUCACUGAUUAAAUUAAGCAUUAAUUACCCACCAGUCUGUAUCAGCUUUGUCACACAAGUCAAGAAACCUCAAAUUAUUUCUGUGUUCAGUUGUUGUUGCUGCCAGCUGCGAUUGUGCCCGUAAUUAGAUUAGUAAUCUCAGUUGGUUCUUCAAUUAAUGGGAACCUUCAGGAAGAUCAUGUCUGAAAUAGUUUUGCUUAUUAUUAAUUACUUUCCAUGUUUGAGACACCAAGAUAAAGACAACAUUUUGAUUUAA